CUCGUAAUUUCACCUUUCAGGAGGAAAACACGUGGGAACAGGUUACGGUUGAUUUCUGUGAUGUUUAUUGUUGUGAUAAACACUUCUAUAUCUUUGUGAUAUUUAUCAGCCCUACGCCCUGUGAACACAAACAUACUGCCCCCUUGUGGCCAUGCAGAGGUACUGGUGGCCGGGUUUUGAGAAGCACCUUCUGGUUGAGCUGCAGAGGCAACAAAACAACGUCCAGUUCUGUGACACUCUGUUACAAACCGAAGGUAUCUCCAUACCCACCCACAGCUGUGUCCUGGCAGCUCUCAGCCCCUAUCUGUCUGAGAAGCUGUCAGCCUCCCCGUCUCCUCCUCCUGGCCAGAAGUAUCAUCUCAGGCUCCACGCUGUGAAGGCGAAGCCCCUGUUGAAACUGGUCGCUCUGUUGUAUUCUGGAGCCAUGUGUGUUAGAGGCAGCAUCGAGCAAGAGGAUGUUCUGGCCUUAGCCCGACGUUUUGGGAUUACAGGACUGGAGGAAGGACAAAGAGAUGGACCAAUAAGGGAAGGGGACUGUUCUUUAUUACGACUGAAUGAAUUUCACUCAGAAGACAGACGGACAGUACAAGUUCAGACUGAGCCACGUCUGGACCACAGAUCAGAUCUUUCAGCUGGGCUACAGUCUCAACCCUUAACAAGUGAUGAAAUGAUCUCCUCAAACUGGAGCUGUGUCCACCCCAACACACACACCACAACAGCAGAAACUCCAACACACACAACUGAAACAAAUCCCACCUCAGGUCAGGGGUCACUGGGUCACCCAACCAUCAGUGUUUCCCUCAGCAGCACCAUGGGCAGUUCAAGUGACCAGAAAGACAACUUCUGUCAUCUUCCUUCUGUCAUCAACUGUUCAUGUGAUUUGGACGAAGAUGGAACAGAAGUGGAGAUUGGAGGAAGAAAUCUAGAGACGUCGGGAGACAGAGGUCAACAAACACAGGAAGAUCUAAGUUGGGGAGAGGAAACAGACAUGUCUGAUGUUGGUGUUAGGAUGAACCUCAAACGAUCACAGACCAUUGAGUCUGCAGUCAAGGUGAAGCUGAGACGGACGAUGAAGACCAAACAUGAAUCCUGGGAGGUGGUGCAAACACGAGACACAGAUGGACUCAACCCGGGUGGUCUAAACACUGACCUCACUGAGGUCAAAUCCUCUUCCUCAACUGACCCAUCAAUGGUGCUGCAAUACCCGUAUCCUAAGUCUUUGCAAGAAUCUCACCCCCAGACUCCCUCUGUUGAUGUCUUACUCUCGGACCUCAACCCCCCAGACUCUUCCGGUGUCCAGUCCUUGACCCCCAUAGCCCACACCAGCCCAGAACAGAUUAUGGACUCUCAGUGUUCUGGUUCUAGUCAGUGUUCUACCAACAAUUUCCCCACAUCCUCUGACUCCCAGGAGACCUCCAGGGCCCCCCUCACACCAGACCAGAGCACAGCCAGGGAGGCCUCACCCCUGCUCCAAAGUCAGGACUGUGUGGAGGAGUCGGAUGAGCAGGAGAAGCUGCUGGAGGACAUCAUGAUGAGCCUCCACUUCCUGCCUGACUUGGAAGAAAACCCCUCAAUUCAUUAUCAUGGUCAACCAAGCAUUUGCCAAGACCUGGGACCCAGUCAAACACUGGGACCUGUUGGUGCAGGAAGUGAACACUUUACCCAGGAAUCAGGAACAGGAACUUACAACACAUUCACAGAAACAGGUGUCCAGUCUGGUUCUACAGAAGAAAACCUGCCUCCCUGUCCAGGACUUUCAUCUGUUCUAUCAGAAGCCACGAUGAUGCAGCAGCAGCAUGAUCAUCAUACUCUGCAGCAGCAGCAGGAUCAGUCCUCCGUAAAAUCCUUGUGGAAAAUAAAUGGGUUGAGUCGACAGGUUACGUCUUCAGACAAAUCAAACCUAUUUUUAUGUCCAGAUAAACCAACACCCAGACCUGUCCUUCCCUCAACUUUCCCUUCAGCUGUACAGGAAACAUGUUACCCAGAAUUCCCAGGGUUCUCAGGUUCUCUUCAGCACAACAUUGAAUUCUUGCCUUUAAUGAAUGGGAAGCAGACAGAGUCUCUUCAUAAUCUGUCUUUACUCUGUAUGGCUGACAUGAGGCUCCCCCCAUGUCUCUCUCCUGUACCUCUGUGUACCACGUUCAGAAAUCCACCCACUCUGCUGAAACACGACUGGCUGAGAGAAAAACCUGCGUCAGGGCAGUUUCCUUGGACGAUGGUCACAACGACCCCAACAUCUGCUCAUCCAGAGGAAAGACCUGAAUCAAAGAAGACUAAAAGACAUCAGGUUCAGAAUGUAGCAGUGGCACCUAAAAGAAGGAAGGCUAAUGCCAAGACUCAUCCACCAGAUGGCGGCACUAGUGUGAAAGCAUGUGAUUUGUCACAAAACGAACAAAUCUUGGUCAAAGGUGAAGUCAGUUUGUCCAACAACAAUGUGCCGAAAAGAACCAGAAAAACUGCCAACUGUACACAGAAGACCAGACGUUCUGUGGUGACUGUGGAGCAGCGUCGGAUCAGAACCAGGAAUUAUUUGAAAAUAACUCAAAAACCAAGUGACACCUCAAACAAAGAUGUACCUGUGGUUGCAGUGGCCUCAGAAAAAUAUGUCCCUACUGAGAGAAGUGACAAGUCUGAUAUUUGUGCCGAGGUAAACACCCCAGAGGUCAGAAAACACAGGAACACACAUCGCUCCCGGACUUCCAUACUGAAGGAGUUUAAAAAAUUCAUAAAAAUGCAACACUCAAAAACAAGGAAUUCAAAGGAAAAACAGAAAUCGAACCACACAAAAAGACAUGCCGACACCGAAGAGACGAUGAGAACAGACGUGACUUUUAACGGAUCACCUGUGAGGCUGCAGCCGGGUCAUGAAGAUGCUGCCGAGACUGAGAAGAGGAGAAAAGGCUCCAGUACAGCACUGGAUGAAAAUCACAAUCGGACUUUGGACCAGUCAGACAUCAAGAAGAGAAGAUCACGACAGGAGGACAGAGAUGGUUGUCAUGGUGACGACCCUUCAGUAACGACCAGGAUGAAAACGGCGAUGGAGCUGCAACCAAAUGAUCACAACACCAUCAGUGACACAGUACAGAAGGGUCAGGACGACGACAGACCGCAGCCUGCUGGGGUCAGAAGGUCUCCGAGCAGUGUGGAGGAGGAGAUGGUGGUGGUGGAGGAGAUGGUGUUGAUAGAGGAGAACAAGGAGGAGGAGGAAGUGGAUGUACUGACUUUUUCUCCAGUCAGAGUGCAGAGCAGAGAGGAACAACUUCUCAGCAGUGACAUUGUUCCAGAUGAAGAGGAAGACGUGGAUGUGGACGAGGUUGAUGUGACUGGAGACGACACAGACUGAUGGCUACGACUGCGGUACUCUUAUGUUCUCCGUGUUUUGUUCUAUUAGUUAACAAAGGUUGCUUUCUAUGAUCACACAGUCUUCUCACUUCAUGAGUUCAACAGACCAAUUUAAAAAUCUUCUGAAUGUUUUGUUCAUCAGUUUGUCACAUAGAUGGAGUGUGUAAUGCACUUAAAACGGUAAGACUAAAAAUGGUUAACAUCAUUGAAGAGGUAAAAAAAAAAAACCCAUUGCAUUUCUAUGUUGGAUUUUUAAUUAAAAAUAUACAAAAUUUGUUUGUUUAAAAAACACUUUCAUCCAAGUUUUUCUUCACUCUCCUCUAAUGUGGGAUUCAGCCCAGUAGUGCCCCUCAGG
Molecule: messenger RNA, 3697 nt
Organism: Cynoglossus semilaevis (tongue sole)
Lineage: Eukaryota; Metazoa; Chordata; Actinopteri; Pleuronectiformes; Cynoglossidae
Exons: 7
Coding region: 152-3343 (1063 amino acids)
Biological process (GO): positive regulation of transcription elongation by RNA polymerase II
Molecular function (GO): protein binding
Source: RefSeq, a predicted model, not a curated record